GCAAAAGUCUUUCUGGGCCCGGCCGGUGCUGCCUAGUGACGCCCAGGCUUCCCCCGAAGAGGGUCUGCAGCCGCCCCCCACCCCGGGAAAAUCAGCUCUCCGAUACCCCUUGGUCCCGGCCGGCGGGUCCCCCACUGAGACAUGUCAAAUGCUGAUGAGCAGCAGGCACAGGCCCUGACCAAACCUGCUUUCACUGAGGCACAAGCCAGUGCACUCGUGGAAUCAGUGUUUGGGUUAAAAGUGUCCAAGAUCCGGCCGCUUCCUAGCUACGAUGACCAAAAUUUUCAUGUGUGCAUUUCAAGAGCCGAAGACACCCCGCAGGGUCCAACCGAUUAUGUCCUCAAAAUCAACAACACUGAGUCCAGCAAAACUCCAGACCUAAUCGAGGUACAGAGCCACAUCAUCAUGUUUCUGAGCGCUGCUGGAUUCCCCACUGCUGCGGUGCAUCGUACCAAGGGAGACAGCAUCACCUCACUCCUGUCCAUCGAUCAAGGCUCUGAAACCAAAAGCUACUUGGUGAGGCUGCUGACUUACCUCCCUGGAAGACCCAUCGCAGAGAUCCCCAUGAGCCCCCAGCUGUUAUAUGAAAUUGGAAAGCUGGCCGCCAGGUUGGAUCAGACCCUGGAGAAAUUCCAGCAUCCAAAGUUAAGUAGUCUCCAUCGGGAGAACUUCAUCUGGAAUCUGAGAAACGUUCCUCUUUUGGAGAAGUAUCUGCAUGCCUUGGGGCAGGAUCGAAAUCGAGAGAUUGUUGAGCACGUUAUCCAGUUGUUCAAGAAUGAAGUAACAGCCAAGUUAAAGCAGUUUCGAGAAUGUAUCAAUCACGGGGACCUUAAUGACCACAACAUCUUGGUAGAGCCCAGCAAGUCGGCUUCAGGAAAUGGACACCAAGUGUCCGGGGUUCUCGACUUUGAUGACAUGAGCUACGGCUACUAUGUGUUUGAGGUGGCUAUCACCAUUAUGUACAUGAUGAUUGAGAGUAAGGACCCUAUUCAAGUGGGAGGCCAUGUUCUGGCGGGGUUCGAGAGCAUCAUUCCGCUGACAGCUGUAGAGAGGAGUGCUUUGUACCUACUUGUGUGCAGUCGCUUUUGCCAGUCAUUGGUCAUGGCUGCGUAUUCUUGCCAGCUCCAGCCAGAGAACAGAGAAUACAUCAUGAUUACUGCAAAAACUGGGUGGAAGCACUUACAGCAACUGUAUGACAUGGGUCAAAAAGCGGUAGAAGAAAUCUGGUUCGAAACUGCCAAGUCUUACAAAUCUUAGGUUUCCAUGUGACUAGAUAAAAGUUCACAGGAACUGGUAAUUAAAAACUCAGUAGAGGGCUGGAGAGAUAGUACAGUGCUGGAAAGGUGGCUUGCCUUGCACACGGCCGGCCUGGGUUGGAUCUCUGAAACAUUAUAUGAUUCACUGAGCCCUUUGAGGGAGUGAUUCCUGAUUGCAGAGCCAGGAGUAGCUCCUGAGCAUCACUGGGUGUGGCCUAAAAACAAAACCCCAAUAGAACAAAAUCUUUAUUUUUUUGUUUGCUUUUCGGCUACUUCCAGGAAUACUCAGGGUUUACUCCUGGCUCUACACUCAGGAAUUACUCCUGGUGGUGCUCAGGGAACCAUAUGGGAUGCCAGGGAUUGACCCGGGUGCAAGGCAAGCACUUUCCCCUCUGGCUCCAGAAUAAAAUCUUAAUUUUAUGGAGAAUUUCCAUGCACAGCUAAAAUAUAAAUUGGUGGAAUGAAUCAGUGCUAUGUUCUUCAAUGUCAUGAUCACUUUCAAACUCAAGUACUCCAUAAGCAAUAGCAUGUUUUGUUGGAGGGUUCAUGUGCCAUGUGUAUAAAAUAUGCAGAAUGAUACUUUCAAUAAGAUCCUCUCUCGGGGCUGUUUCCAUCCUAAGAUCAAUACUUAGACUUGGAAAGAUACAUAUUUAUAGAUAUAUUCACAUAUUUAAAUCACGGCCAUAGCAUACAGACCUAGCUAAUAGAUCACCAAUUCUCUUAGCUGUCUCUUCUCUCUCCAUUCUAGAAUUCCACUCUACUGUUAGGCAAGUGCUCCACCCGCUGUACUAUCACUCCCGCUGUACCUAACACUCUUUCAAUUAGCAGAAAAGUACUGUAAUUCUGUUAAUCCACAUAUCUACCUCUCCACUUGUCAAUCGAAAGUCCCCAAACUAGGUUUCCCAAUGAAUUUUCUUAUAUUAUUCAUUUGUAUCAUUUUUGUAUUCAUCUUAGACUUCUCUAUGACUUAGCUUCCUUAUCAGUUAAGUUGGAGUAACAAUAAUAUCUAUUGCAAGGGUUGUGAGAAUUCUAAAGAGAAUAAUGCAAAGUUCUUAGCCCAGUUUGAUACAUAAUGCUCUGUAGCACUGUUGUCCUGUUGUUCAUCGAUUUGCUCAAGUGGGCACCAGUAACAUCUCCAUUGUGAGACUUGUUACUGUUUUUGGCAUAUUGAAUAUGCCACGGGUAGCUUGCCAGGUUCUGCCGUGCGGGUUGGAUACUCUUGGUAGCUUGCUGGGCUCUCUGAGAGGGAUGGAGGAAUCGAACCUGGGUUGGCCGUGUGCAAGACAAACGCCCUACCCGCUGUGCUAUCGCUCCAGUCCUUGAUAUAUCCCGUUGCUCAUUGAUUUGUUUGAGUGGGCACCAGUAACGUUUCUCAUUGUGAGACUUAUUGUUACUGUUUUUAGGCAUAUUCAAUAUGCCACAGGUAGCUUGCCAGGCUCUGCCGUGCAGGCACAAUACUCUCGGUAGCUUGCCGGGCUCUCCGAGAGGGGCGGAGGAAUCAAACACAGGUCGGCCGCAUGAAAGGUGAACGCCCUACUGCUGUGCUAUCGCUCCAGCCUGUCCUUGAUACAUAAUAGACAUAAAUAUUUACUAAGUAAAACAUUCCAGAUUACCCAAAGCAAUAAUAUUGGAGUGACUUUUUAUUUGCCACUCACAGUGUUAUGAUUUUUUAAGAAAUCAGAAAUUUACGCGAACC
Messenger RNA from Sorex araneus (European shrew), 2952 nucleotides. RefSeq names its product hydroxylysine kinase (gene HYKK). The transcript has 5 exons. The record is from RefSeq and is a predicted model, not a curated record. Bases 142 to 1257 code for a protein of 371 amino acids. NCBI's taxonomy places the organism in Eukaryota, Metazoa, Chordata, Mammalia, Eulipotyphla, Soricidae. Gene Ontology annotation, molecular function: amino acid kinase activity.